GGCGCUCUCGUUAAUUUUCCCUUCAUCUUACAUACUAUGUACAUGAAUUUACAUGAAUUUACAUGAAUUUCCAUACGAUUGAUCAUUUUCAGAACUUCGACAUUCCUCAUCAACCCGACCCCAACAAGCAUGACUACUACCCAGUAGAAGUAAUAAAUGAAAACAAGUCACAAAUAUGUCACGUCCCCUACGGUCUAGCUGUGAUCGUUGUCAUUCUCAAAAGCUCAAGUGUCCCAAAGAACCCGGACUUUUCUCAUGUACGAGAUGUCUAAAAGCUGGAUCUACAUGCGUAUUCAGUCCGGCUGGUCCGAGUAUCCGACGCGCUAAUACCCCUACUACCGCCUUCUUAGACGGCAGUCUUAGCAGUCUAGACAUGCAGUUCGAUUGGUCUUGCCCCGGCCCGGGGAAUUCUCUAGGAGCAGACCCUCCUGAAUUUAUCAUGAACCAUUCACAGCCGGAUGUAUCCCAAUCGGCCGAGACAGAACCAGACCCAGUCUCGCAGGAUCCACGGUCAAUCUGUGUUCGACAGCUAACCACCUUAGCUGCUGAGCUUGACCAAGUAUCUUUAGAUCUUACAUCUGUAUUACAUAUUCAUAUACCCCAAAAUGAGCUCCUUGAAGAUGGACAUGCCAAGCUCUUUGGCCACUUUGCCCGUCGUGGUUUCGUCGAUCGGCUCUUCAUCUUGGUACAACGUCUUACCGAGAUCUACCCCCAAGCGCUAGAGCUUCUAUUCGAUACGCUCAAUCCUCCCCAGUGCCAAGAUCCUGAUUGCUUUCAUACUCUUAAAAUACCUAACGAACUACACGAAUUAUUCUCAGGCUUGGACGAUAAUCAAAACGAAGUCGAUGUCUUCCUCUUUAACCUUUUGGUAUUAUGUCACGGAAAAGUCGUAGAUGUAAUGGGGUCCUUGAUCCUUUGCGCCAGACUGUGCUCGCUGACUACGGUAGCCUCUCCGAGUCUACACCAAUCAGGCGCGCACAUUUCUGAAGUUCGUAUUGGAAGCUUCGUUGCCAACAAUUCGGCAGCGUCGACGAUGCAAGUAGUUCUCUUGAUACACCUUACCUCCGUUCUCCUAGAUUACUCUCGGCAACUGAGUGAGCGGACAACUAAAAUGGUGGAGCAUGAGUCCAAUAGUAAACAAGGUCAAGUGCUGUUACUCCAAUGCCAAAUAUUGGAAGAGAAGGUUGUUGGAAAGAAGAAAUUAUUGGAAAAGGUCAAAGUUUGGGUAGCAAAGCCUGAUAUUGUAAAAUUAUUAGCAACAAGCUCAUGAGUUACGAGAAAAGGUAUCACUUGAUUAUCUAAAUACCUACCUGGCCUAGAUACUAACCUAGGUGGCAUAUAUAGCUGUUCACAUAUAAAGUAGUGCAAGACACAAGAAUGCUUUUAAGAA
Molecule: messenger RNA, 1390 nt
Organism: Hypoxylon fragiforme
Lineage: Eukaryota; Fungi; Ascomycota; Sordariomycetes; Xylariales; Hypoxylaceae
Exons: 1
Coding region: 176-1270 (364 amino acids)
Biological process (GO): regulation of DNA-templated transcription
Molecular function (GO): zinc ion binding; DNA-binding transcription factor activity, RNA polymerase II-specific
Source: RefSeq, a predicted model, not a curated record